This is a messenger RNA of Mixia osmundae IAM 14324, 618 nucleotides long. RefSeq lists its product as uncharacterized. The transcript has 2 exons. Gene Ontology annotation, molecular function: acyltransferase activity, transferring groups other than amino-acyl groups. The record is from RefSeq and is a predicted model, not a curated record. Bases 1 to 618 code for a protein of 205 amino acids. Lineage: Eukaryota; Fungi; Basidiomycota; Mixiomycetes; Mixiales; Mixiaceae.
AUGCAUGGACAGAGCACAUGCGAGCUCUGCAUGGCCGGGAAACAACAGAUUACCAAGUCAGCCGACUUGCGCACCCAGCUAAUUCCGCUGCCAGAGCUUUCCAGCCAGACGGCAAGACCAGCCCGUCCUGCUGCCCGAGAGCGGGGCCAAUUGAUGCCGCAUACAGCUCGAGCGGGAGUCAUGGCAUUCAGCAUGCGAGCUGCUCGGACGACUGAUCUGCAGGCGAUCAUGGAGCUUCACGUCAGUCCAGGCAGGCUUCGGACUGAUCCGCAGUACGCUGAUGUAUCUGCGGGGCAGUCGCUGUGCUUUGACAGGCCCCUGCGACAAGCGAUAUGUCUGGCCAUGCUCUGCGACGCACGGGGCAUCUGCUAUAUUGCCGAAUCAGACUCGCUGCUCGUUGGCGUGUUGAGCGCACGCAUUCUGGACGAUUGCGUGUACGUCUCAGAAGUUUGCGUUGGAGCGGAACACAGGCAAAAGGGAGUAGCGACGGGCUUGCUUUCGGCUCUGGCACGCGAGUGCCCGGUGCGACAGAUCAGACUGCAUGUCGAGUCGAGCAACCCGUCAGCGCUCUCGCUCUACGGCGGACACGCUCUCUCUUUUACGCCUGACGGACGAUAG